CCCAGUAUGCAGCGCGAAUCCACCUACCUAGCAUCCUAAAGAAGAUGGCCAUGCAGACAGCGCCUGGGGACAGACGGCACGACUCAUUAAAAGUCUGGGUAGCAAUGAAAAGAUUCGACCUUAACGAUAGCAGAAUAAUCUCACUGAAGGAAAUCCAUAUUCCCUGUGGUUCAGAAUCAGCAGCUGUGAAAGAGAUUCUUUGCCACUCCUUCAGACUCAACAGUUCCACCGCUGUAUUCAAGAUGCGCAACAUUAAUGGAUCCUUGAUACCAAUAAACAGUGACUUAACAGAAAACAACAAGCACAAGCCUUACAUCUUGGAGGUGGUGAACACUUUCCAACAUGUUGUCCCCAGAUCUCGCACAGUUGCUGUCACAGUUAUUAAUAAAAGCAUGAAGAACAGACUGCAGAACAUCACAAGGAGGAUCGAAAGACUGGAAGAACUUGUGCCUGAAAUAAAGCUGAGACACCAAGAGAAAAUCAAUCAGGAGAUGGAGUUCCUGAGGCAGAAGCUUGUAUUUCUGAACCAGAGAAUGCAGAUGGCUGAUUCCCAUUCCUGGACUGGCAUGUUCAGACGACCACCCCUGUGGUGACAUCCAGCGGACAUUCACCUGCUCCAAGGCCUCCCAUUUUGCUUAUUUAACAUAGUGAGAGGUUUUAAAAUGAUAAAUGUUUCAGCUUGAAGUUCUACGUAGUAUCUAGCUGUGAACCAAGUGUGCCAAUAUUGGGCUUUCUUCAGCAAGAAAUUGUGCUUCAAAAUGAAAAAUGGCGACUCAGGCUGUUAUGUUAUGUAGAGCAGCAACAGAUGGGCCAGAUGGGGGGGGGGCGUUUAAAAAAGUACCCCAGACUGUAGAGGAAAAUGAAAUGUCGUUGAGUACUUUAAAGGAUGUCUCCACUCAUGGUGUAUUGUUUUGAUGUGGAAUGUAGAACAAGUCAUGUAUUGCAACAAGAACAUAUAAAGAUUUUGGAAGGAUAAGAAGUUGAGACACCCUGGUGAAUGCAGGGCCUUCUGGGCACUUCAGUAAAGUUGGAAUGAAUGUAUCAGCGCUCAUGUAAUGCCUUCUCUCACAAAUCAGUUUAGUCAGCUGUCGAGCUGCUGGUUUUCCUAAACUAAUCUGUUCCUGAAAACCCCACCAUAAGGUGAAUUUUCAUAGCACCAACAUGUCAUUACUAUUUCACCAGGACCUACCCACAUAAAAAGACUCACAUAACACCACAAUACAUUAAACCUGACAAAAUUAGAUUACAAACAU
Polypterus senegalus (gray bichir) is the source of this 1253-nucleotide messenger RNA. RefSeq lists its product as uncharacterized. The coding region runs from base 45 to 593 and encodes 182 amino acids. Lineage: Eukaryota; Metazoa; Chordata; Cladistia; Polypteriformes; Polypteridae. The transcript is spliced from 9 exons. The record is from RefSeq and is a predicted model, not a curated record.